Metarhizium album ARSEF 1941 is the source of this 1545-nucleotide messenger RNA. Its product is annotated as benzoate 4-monooxygenase cytochrome P450. The transcript is spliced from 4 exons. The record is from RefSeq and is a predicted model, not a curated record. The coding region runs from base 1 to 1545 and encodes 514 amino acids. NCBI's taxonomy places the organism in Eukaryota, Fungi, Ascomycota, Sordariomycetes, Hypocreales, Clavicipitaceae. Gene Ontology annotation, molecular function: oxidoreductase activity, acting on paired donors, with incorporation or reduction of molecular oxygen; monooxygenase activity; iron ion binding.
AUGCUUGCCGCGUUCACACUUCCCGUCUACGUCUCUCAGUAUGUGGCUAUAAUUCUUGCCGCAGCCCUAUCUUUCGUAGUCAUCAUCGUCAUCCAGAGGAUCUACUUCCACCCGUACAGCAAAGUGCCCGGUCCGUUUUUCGCCAAAGUGACCAGCAUAUACUCGGCAUGGCACUCAUGGCGAGGCACCAUGCACCUUGACGUGCAACGGUGCCACCGCAAAUACGCAAUAUACGGCCACGGCGCGCCGUUCCGCAAAGCAAAAGGCUACGCCACCAUGAUCCCGACGGCCAACGGAUGGAGCACGAUGCCGUCCAUCGACAAGACGCUGCACCGCAACCUCCGCGCCGUGGUGAGGAGCGGCCUCGGUGCCGAUUUCCUCUCGCGCUUCGAGCCUGCCAUCCUGCGCCAUCUCAAGAUUUACUUUUGCCAGCUACGGCAACACCAGGACCGCGACGGCUGGACUCGCGCCGCCGACAUGAGAAAAUGGAAUCUCUACUUGGGCUUCGACACAAUGGCCGAUUUCGGGCUCGGCCUCAAGACCGACUUGCUGCGCAGCUCGGCGAGGGACUACAUCUUCCCGGCGCUGCACAUGCACGAGAAGAAGAUGGGCCUCUGGGAGCAGCUGCCGGCCCUCAGCAACAUGGGCAUCGGUCAGCUCGUGGGCGCCGUGCUGCCGCUGUUGUCGUCGCAGGCGCGCGCCUUUGCACGCUGGUACCGCGGCUUCAUGGAGCUCGCCAUCGCGACCAAUACGCACGAGAGCCACGGGAUAUUCGGGCCCGUCAUCCAGAGCGGGCAGGGGACGCUCAAGAGCAAGAGCGCGGGCCACAACCGCGAGCAGAUGGUGACGGAGGGCGCCUUCAGCACCUUUUCGUCGGCGGACGCGUACGGCAUCAUGCUGUCCGGGUUCUUGCACUACCUGUGCCACUGCCCGGCCGUCUACGAGACCCUGGCCGCCGACGUGCGCGCGCGGUACCGCCCCGGCGAGGACAUACGGUGGGACGCGGAGCUGGCGUCGAGCGCGUACCUGCGGGCCGUGAUCAACGAGGUACUGCGGCUGGUGCCGCCGGCCUGCGGCGUCCACUGGCGGGAGUGCGAGCGGGCCGGCUUCACGGUCGGGCCGGGGAGCGUGCCCAUGGAGGCGGGCAGCGACGUGGGCAUGAGCCUGUUCGCGCUGUUCCGCGACGGCCGGGUGUUUCGGGACCCGACGAGGUUCUGGCCGGAGCGCUGGAUCCCGGGCACGCUGCCGGAGGCGGAGCUGUGCUUGGCGCGGGCCGUGUUUGCGCCGUUUUUGUUGGGGCCGAGGAACUGCGCGGGGAGCCAUGUGGCGCUGAUGAUGGCCAGCGUGGCCUACGCUUACGUGCUGGUCAACUAUGACUUUUGCCUGGGGCAACCACAGGCGGCGGCGGGGUCGGCGGGGUCGGCGGGGUCGGCGGGCGAAGGCGCGAGUGCCGGGCCGGAGUUGAGCUUUGAAAGCCACUAUUCCAUUGCGAGCUGGGAGAGCGGUCCGUUUGUGCGGUUUAGAGCCAGGCAGGUGGGGACCUAG